AUGGCGGUGCCAUGGUGUAUAGAGAACUGGUCGCUGACGUUCGAGGACUGCAAGGGUGUGCGUGCUCUGCUGGAGAACCUGGCCGUGGCGUUACAGGAGUGCGACAUGUGCAUGGACCGGGGCCUCCGGGACCAGCUGUGGGCGGUCACGGGGGAGAAAGCCGUGCCCCCGCGCCUCUUCGUGCGGGGCCGCGACGUCGGCGGCGCGGCCCAGGUGCUCGCGCUCCACGAGGAGGGCUGCCUCGUCCCCAUGCUGCUGCCGUUGGUGCUGGCGCUCGACGAGAAGCCCCCCGCCGCCGGGGGCGGCGGCAAGUGCGAGGCGUGCGGGGGCCUGAGGUUCCUGGUGUGCGACCGCAGUAGUAAGGUGUUCGACGGCGGGCGCGGCGGCGGCGCGCGUGGUGCCGCGGGUGCAACGAGAACGGCGAAGGGCCGGCAGGGCGGCGAGUCGCGGGAGGCACGGCGAGGAGUCGCGGGAGGCGCGACGGGGACGACGGCAAUCCGAAACGAACAGAUGUGA
Messenger RNA from Panicum virgatum (switchgrass), 516 nucleotides. RefSeq lists its product as uncharacterized. The transcript is spliced from 2 exons. The record is from RefSeq and is a predicted model, not a curated record. Lineage: Eukaryota; Viridiplantae; Streptophyta; Magnoliopsida; Poales; Poaceae. The coding region runs from base 1 to 516 and encodes 171 amino acids.